Paramecium sonneborni is the source of this 2080-nucleotide messenger RNA. The record is from the annotation of a GenBank genome assembly. Lineage: Eukaryota; Ciliophora; Oligohymenophorea; Peniculida; Parameciidae.
GGAACAUAUAGAGAAAUGUCUACUAAAAAAUAGGUUCAUGGAGGAAAAACUUCAAGAUCAAAUAGCAAAUAGUCUGUAUCUAACCCUAUAUCAGUUCGAAAACGGUUUUCAUCAUUAUGUUCACCGUAAUUUAUUUUAUCUAAUCUUUGCUAUAGCCCUAACAAUCAAACAGAAUCAACUUGCGUCUUUUGCUAGAAAUUUAAAAAUUAAAAAGUUGAAUCCUAUGCUCCUCUUCUUAAUAAGGCUCUAUUUGCUAAAUAUUCAUCAUCUCAAAACUACUAUUAUUCAAAAGACAUUAAUAAUAUAAUUGAUGAAGAAUCUACACCAGCUGUUGUAUUUUAUAGAGAUUUGGAAUGCAUAGUAGAGGAAGAAGAAUAUUUGAAGAGGUAUUCAUUAAUUCAUUAAAAGAUCAUAUGCUAAAAAAGAGGCAACUUCUAAAACAAAAGCCUUGCUUGAAUACUACAAAUAUCAUAAAGAUAUACCACGUCUCUUUAUGCAAAAGGUUUACAUAACUAUUAAUAAAUUUCAUGAAAAGAAAAGAAGAAUUGAAUAUGGAAAUAUUAAAAGGAAAUUGAAUAUACCUGAUGAAGAUAUAGUAAUUUUAAUUUCCAAUAUCUUAGUAACCAUCAAAAAAAAAAGAAAAAAAGAAGUAAAAACACAGUGAUGAAGAUUUAACAGUUGGUUAAUUAAAACAUCUAUUAAAGGAUUUGAAAUUAGAUACAAAUUCUUAUCUCUAAAAACAUGUUGACAUCUCAAGUAGUGUAUAAUUACGUGAAUUCGUAUAAUAAAUUGGAUAAAAAUAUGAUUAUCUCGGAUAAAUUUCUGGUUUAUUAUCUGUUGAUUAAAGCAAUAGUUUUCUCAUAAGAUCUCAAGAUCUUUCAACUAUCAACAAGAAUCUUAGAUAAAAUUACUUAAUUAAUAAUAAACCUUAACAUAAACCUUAAACAAAUUAAAAUUCUAAAGUUUAAAAUUUAGAUUCUAAAACUACUCAUUAAAUAAGUUAUUAAGGAAGUUUUGAUAAAAUUAAUUUUAAUAGAUUAUAAUUUAAUAAUCAAGGAGAAGUGUCUUCUUUGAAAGCUGAAAACUCCAUUAAAGCAGGAGAACAAACUAAAAGAUCUAAUCAAGAAUAAUCACCUUUAAGGAACUCAUAAUAAUCAUAAACUAUUUAAAAAGUUUAUUCUUAAAUAGAAGGUUUUGCUAAUUUUGUUUAAAAAUAAUAAUAAUCUUAUUAGAAAUAGCAAAAACUAAAUUAUAGUUAAAAGUCAAAUUCAUAAAGGAAAGUUAAUGCAAAUUUUAAUUCAACUGAUUGUCAAUUUAGAUUACCAAGUAGAUAGAGUUCAAAUUAAAAAUAAUCUGCUGAUUUGUAGUCUUAUUAAGUUAAUUUCUUGUAACUUUAUUUAUAUCUAUCAAUAGAAGAACCAGAGUGGCAUCCCAAUUAUAAAAAUAUGAUGAUGAUUAUAAGAGUAUCAAACAUGUACAUUUAUAAUCUUAGGUAAGCAACCUUUAGCAACAGAUAGAAUUCAAAGAUCAAGUGUUUUUAAUGUGGGAGAGAAAAGCUAAUAGAAAUCUUCAUCUAAAAAUAUGUAAAGAAUAAUAUAAAUUUAGAUAAAAAAUGCCUUAGAAAUUCACUUAAUAUGCAUUAGCAACAUUGAGAAAUCUUUAGGUGAAAAAUUCUGAGGUAAAGAAAAAAUAAAUAGUUAAUGCAAUUAAUACACAAGGACCUAUACUGAAUUCUUAACUAUUGCACUAUAGAACUAAAUCGUAGGAUGCUGUAGGAACUUAUAAAGGAUCUCCUCCAAAAUAACCAUAACGUCAUGAUAAUUCAAAAGAUCCAUUAAAAAUUGCAAAUAACAUUUGUGUGUAAGCGUCUUCUAAAAAAGGAGGUGGUGUAUACAAUAUCAACUAAAAUAAUAUAGUUAAUAUUUAUAUUGAAGAUUUGAAAUCUUCAGCUAAAAUCAAGUAAGGUGGAUCAUAAACUGCUCGAAUAAACAGUCCUUUAAAAAAUAAUCCUAAAGGUAUUUUCGAAGUCUAUAACACUUAAAGAUGUAAUUAAAGUCCUGGAAGUAAAAAAAUGGUAUGA